Molecule: messenger RNA, 8756 nt
Organism: Ostrea edulis (European flat oyster)
Lineage: Eukaryota; Metazoa; Mollusca; Bivalvia; Ostreida; Ostreidae
Product: rootletin-like
Exons: 33
Coding region: 305-7396 (2363 amino acids)
Source: RefSeq, a predicted model, not a curated record
AAAUACAGAGAAAUAGAUCAAUGAAUGUACCCAUAGUCAACAAGGAAUUGAUUACUCUACCUUAUUGGGAAAAAAUCAUUGGAAAUUGGCACACGGCCAUUACACUCAGGAAACAUGUGGCAGUUAAAGUGACAUAACCUUACAUGACUUCUAUAAAAUAACAAUUGCUUGUUCCUUAAAGCAAAAACAGGAUACUGCAGCAUAUUGUGGAUUUCAUAAUUUCUUUUGUGAAUUUGGACGGUGACAUUCUAUUUUGAAUCAGCUGGAAAAAUCGGAAUACACCUGGAAAUUUCUAAGGCUAAAUAUGGAUGACAGAGAGACUCAAGAGGCUGGUCAAGAGGAUAUGAAUGGCAGUGAGGCCUCAAGCAGGGAGUCUGAAGAAAUUCCUGAAAAAAUAAUCAUUGGAAGCGGGGGCACCAGUGGGAGAAGCUCUGCAGCCAUAGAAAUUGAUGACAUAGAAAAUGGUAAUGAACUGGAAAAUGAAAAGGAAGACGAUAUCUUUGAUGACAAGGGUCAGAAUGAAAGUGCAUAUAGGUCACCAAUAACCAGUCUUCAAACUGGAGAGCAAAACGAUUAUGAAGAUGAUUUUGAAAAUGAAUCAGAUGAUGAGGAAAAAGAUGAUGUUAACAGAAGGCAAAUAGAUGAAAGUAAUGAUGAUGAUGACAAUAUUGGAAGUGUAAGUGAUGGAGAGGUUGAUAUUUCAUCUGAAAAUCUCCAAAAUGGGUAUUUAGGAUUGCAAGACAAGGAGAGAGCACCCAGCUCUAGCACUGAUGAUCUGAUGGUAGGUUACAAAGACAGGGGGUCGGUAGUCAGUGACAUGUUCUCAGACUUCAGCGAACAAUUUCUCCACCACCCUGACGCCUCCAAUUCUGAACCCAACUCCAUGCCCCUCGGAUCCAAAUUUGACCGCCUAAGGUCUGCCUAUACUCGCCCAACAAAGUCAAGACAACUAGCCCAGUCAGCUAUACUGUCACAGUCGCGAAGGUCAAGGCCAUCUCAUGGUUAUUACCUGGACCCUGAUGAACUGAAGAGAUUAGAGGACUCCCUGCUAGGAGACCGUGAGGAUUUGACAGUCCUUGGUGAGGACAACAAACCAGCCAAGCUCCCUGCUCGUGUUAGGGAGAUCAUCACCAAGCACCUGCCUGCUGAGGACUCAGUUUACACCCCACCCAGGAUGUCGACCACACCCACUGUCUCACAGCUAGAGGAGGAGAAUAGGCUCCUGGCUGCAGAACUCAACCGAGUUGAAGACCUGUUAGCAGCAAGUAGAGCAGAGAGAGAUGAACUGGGGAUCAAGUACAAUGCCAUUAGUGAUAAGUUGGAACAGUCUUUACGAGGACAGGGUGGUGAAUCUUUAGAGGCACCCUCCAAGAAUCUUGUGCAGCAGAACAUCGAGCUUCGUCGUAAACUUGAAGAGGAGCACGCAAGCUACAAAAGGAAACUACAAGCUUUUCAAAACGGACAAGACCAACAAGCUGAUUUUGUUAAAAAGCUACAGGCUAAGCUUUUACAAUACAAGAAAAAAUGUACAGACUUGGAAGAUGUUAUGCGCAGCAGAGAUAUUCAUUACCAAGUCGCCAACCAGAAGCUCCAAUCUACAGAAGAAUCCUACAGGAAAAGUCUGGAAGCUUCAGAGAGCCGCAACAUGGACUUAGAGUCCACACUUAUAAAGCUCGAGGAGGAGCAGCAACGGAGUGCCAGUCUGGCCCAUGUCAAUGCCAUGCUAAGGGAACAGCUGGACCAGGCUACUGCUGCUAAUCAAUCCUUGACCUCUGACAUCCACAAGUUGACCCAGGAUUGGCAGGCUGCCAGGGAGGAGCUGGACAUUAGGGAGAGGGAAUGGCGUGAUGAGGAGCAGUCCUUCAAUGAAUACUUCAGCGCUGAGCACGGUAGACUUCUGGCUCUGUGGAGACAGGUUGUGGCCUUCCGUCGAUCUUUCGGAGAUCUCAAGACGGCAACGGAGCGCGACUUGUCCCACGUGAGGAACGAUGUGACUCGUGCUUCCAGGAGUAUGCACUCAGCAUGUCUGAAUCUGGCCGCCAACCAGCGUAACCAGGACACCCAGUCCCAGGUUUUGUUGGACCGUGAGCGUUCAGACAGGACAGCCACCGACAACCAGCUCCGAGAGAAGAAUCGUGAAAUUGCUGAACUCCAGUCCCGUUACGAUGCUCACAGCUAUGAACUGAACGCCAAGGUGAACGAACUGACAAUGAUGAAUGAGAAACUGAAGAUCCAGCUUGAGGAAAGAGAGAAGUCUGUCCAGUCUCUGCAACGCCAGAUUAACAACCUGGAGACCAGACUGGGAGAGAGAACCAGUUAUGACCUGCCAGAAACAGACACAGCCAGACAGAUGCGAGGCGAGACAGAUGCUCUUCAUGAGGCCCUCCGUAACAUUGCUGAGGCAGUCAUCAAUGAUGCUGAUGAUUAUGAAGAUGAGGAAGGUCGUAGGUCAAUCUCCCCAACCAGGGCCAGGUCUGUUUCUCCCUCUGCCCGUGCACGAUCUCCACUGCUCAGGGACCGCUCCAAGUCACCAAUGGCAAGGUCGAGGUCACCUGCUUUGGCUGAUGCGACAUUCUCUGCUGUCCAGGCAGCUCUGAACAAGCGCCAGUUGCAGUUGUCGGAGGCUCGUGCCAAACUGAGGGCCAGCCAGGACCACAAUGGUUCCAUCAGAAAACAGAUGGAUGACCUUGACAAUGAGCGGCGGCGUCUUGAGUUGCAGGUCUUGCAGCUGAAGGAGGAUGUUGAUAUCCUGAGACGUGAGAGAGAGGACACAUCUCGUGAUCGUGACAGAGUUAAGAAUGCUCUGAGUUUGACAGGCAGCGAAAAAUCUCAGCUGGAGAAGAUCAGGGGUGAGCUGAAUGAGCAGAUCGAGAUCAUGCAGCAUGAGAACGAGAAACUCCAGGCUGCUAACACAGACCUCCAGAGACAGAGAGACCAACUCGAAGACGAGAAAGAGGAUGUCACUAAGGACAAGGAGAGACAGAUCAAAGAGAAUGACAGAUGUCACAGAGUGAUUGACCAGCUUGAACACAAGAACAGCACUAUCAAGGAGGAGCUGGUAUCCACUAAGGAGGCUCUCAACAGAGCUCUCCUGGAUAAGGAGGUGAUGGAACAACAGAAGGCAGAAGUCAGUGAUGCCCUUUCGAAGGCUGAGCUACAGAAGGCCGAGCUAGAGCUGGAAAUCAACAAAGCAAAGACGGAGGAGGCCACUCUUAAGGACGCCCUGCUGAAGAUGCAGGCUCUGAAUGAAGGCCUGGGCCAGGACAAGGUCGAACUCAACAAGAUCAUCAUGCAGAUGGAGGCUGAGAAGGCCAAUCUAACUGGAGAAAAACAAGCCCUGGAGAUGGAGAAGACUGGCAUUAAGGAGGAACUGGUUCGUGUCGAGCAGGAGAAGAUGGACUUGGACACAGAGAAGAUGGGUCUGAACCAGACUCUGGAGCUGAGUGAGAUGACUCGUCAACAGCUGGAGGAUGAGAUCCAGGCCCUCAACAGAGAGAAAGGAGACAUUCAAGAACAACUCUCCUCCGUGUCGCGCCAGAAGCAGGCUCUGGCGGAGGAGUUGUUGCAGGCCCGGCGUGAAGUAGAGAGACAGAAUCAAAACUAUGUCAAAGUGGCCAAGGAAAAGGAGAUCCUGACCCAGGACAAGGGAGAACUCAUUGUACAGGUCACAGCUACAGAGCGUGAGAAUCGCCAGCAGAGUGAAGUUAUUUCGUCCCUCCGCAGUGAAAAGGACAGUUUGGAGAGCGCCCUCUAUGAAUCUCAGCAGUCUGAGCAACAGCUCACUGUAAGGAAGGAACAGCUUGAGGGCGAGAACCAGGAACUGAUCCUGAGGAAAGAAAAUCUGCAGAGUGAAAUCAACCGUCUGAUCAAGGAGAAGGAAGCAGACUUGGAGAAGUUUGAGCACAUCAAGGAGGAUCUACAGAGACGUCUGGCUCAACUCGAGCGUGACAUGCAGCUGGCACUCACACAGGAGAAACAGAGCCACGAGGACGAUGUGGAGAGACUGGUCAAAGAGAGGGAGCAGCAGCGCCACGAGUUUGAGACGGAGAGGGAUGAAAUGGUCCACCAUAACGCCAUGGAGAAGGAAGAGAUGCUGAACCGAUUCGAUCGCGAGAGGGAAGACCUCCAGACUGAACUUGCCAAUCUCCAGAGAGAGAGAGACAACCAGCUGUUGAUGGCUGAAAAUGACAAACAGCAGACCAUGUCUCUCCUGGAACAAGAGAAGAGCACUCUGGCUGAAAAGAACAACAAUCUGACCAUGGAACUGGCUAAUUUGAAUGUUGAGUAUGAGCGUCUGAGACGCGAGUACCAAGCUCGACAGGAACAGGACAAGAACAACAUGAAUGGACUCAAUCAGGAACUCAGAAAUUUGAGAGGACAGUUUGAGGACACAUGUAUGAACCAUGAGAAGGAGAUGAAGGAUCUGACCAAUCAGAUUAGAGAGCUAGAAAGACAGAGAGAGUCCGCUCUGAGAGAGGUUGCUGAUCUCAAGACUCAGCUGAAACUUGUGGAGGAGGCUCGAGAUAAUGUCCGCCGAGAUCUGAUUGACUCCAACAGGAAAGUCAGGGAAGGUGAGGAGGUGAUGGAGCUGAUGAGGAAGGACAUGAUUGAACUGAAGAGAAACCUAAAUGAUGAAGUCAGAGAAAAGGAACUGUUCUCCAAGACAAAUGAGGACCUGAGGGGUACCGUAAAAAAGAAUGAAGUGGAAAAGACAGAGCUAAGCAGGGACCUGUGUGACCACAGACAGAAAUGUAGCAUCUUGGAGGAGCAGAAGGCAAAUGUUCAGAAGGAGGCUGCUGACUUGAGAGCUAGUCUACGUGAGGUGGAGAAAGCUCGUCUGGAAGCCAGACGUGAACUGCAGGAUCUCAGACGCCAGGUCAAGAUGCUGGACAGUGAAAGAUCCAAGCUUGGUAAAGAGGUGGUGGAUCUACAGGCACGAGUUAGUCGGGAUGAAGAGAAGGAGGAGGAAGGCAGAAGACAUGCUUUUGAUCUGAAACAGAAGGUUGUAGAGACUGAAGCUAGUCGUGAAGCUGUACGAAAGGAACUUGCCAACCUUCAGCGUAAGAUGGGUGAGCUGAUCGAUGAAUCCAGAUUGAAGGAGAAGGACUACCAAAUGGCACUGGAGGACAGCCGCCGUUGUGAGAGAAAAUUAGAAGAUCAGCGUCGUAACUUGGAAAUCAAUCUUGAGAACACCAAUGCUGAGGCUGCUGAACUUAAACUUAGGCUCAGUGGGUCAGAGGGAAGAGUUAAUGCCCUUGAGGCUCAGUUGGCUAGAAUAGAGGGUGCUAAACAGGAUGUUGAGUUUAAACUUAGCAGCAUUGUAUCCAGUCUAAAGAGAACCAUUGGAUUCAGACAAGAAAUGCCCAGGGCCAGAAGUCCAGUCAGGUCCCGCAGUCAUAGCCCAAGAAGAUCCAGACCCAACUCCCCAUCUAAAGGAUUUGAAAACACCUAUGCCACCACUACUGAGGGCCGCGGUAGCCCCAUCCCCAGGACUGGUUCUCCUGAAAGAUCUGGCAGCCCCGUGCGUACUUCUUCUCGUGGUGUGUCCCCAGUCAGGUUUGAGAGGGUCGGAGAAGUUAAUGCCCUGGAUGUAGACCCUGAGGCAGUCAGAAUGGCUCUCAGAGAUUUCGUACAACAGCUUGCCGGAGCAGAGAGAGAGAGGGAUGAUGCCCUUGCCAAUGUCCGCAGUAUGGCCAUCCAACUGAAAGAAUUAGAAGAGGAGAAGGACAGGACUGAGAGGAGACAUCAGAUUCUGCAAAAAUCCCUGGGAGACGUGGAGGAAGACAAGAGAGGAAUUGACAGUCGCUUGGCCAGCGCUCAGACUGCACUCAUGCUGCAGGAGGAAACAAUCCGCAGAAAUGAACGAGAGCGUAAAGUCAUGGCUGACAAGAUCAACAGUUUGGAGAGGAGUCUGGCUGCUGCUGACACCGAAAAGAGGCAGCAGGAGGAGAAGAUUGCCAAGUUGAGGGCUAAUGAGGCUCGCUUGGAGGAGGACAAAAAGGCUCUUAGACUGACCCUAGAUGAUGCUGAAAACCGCUGUACCAAGUUAGAGCUUGGGAGACGAUCCCUGGAGGGUGACCUUCAGAGGUUCAAACUGGUGAUGAAUGACAAGGAAACUGAAAACCAGGUGCUGCAGGAUCGCAUCGAGAGUCUGAACAAACAAGUCCAGAACCUCGAGUCUAAGUCCCAGUCCUUAGAACUGACCAUUGACCGACUGACCUCCAGUCUCCAUAAGACAGAGGAGGAGGAAUCCAACCAGAAAGAUCGUGUCCAGUCUCUGAACUUGACCCUGUCUGACAACCAGGCUGUCAUCAACGAGCUCCAGGAGCGAAUCAGUCAGCUCCAGAAGGGGCUCUCCAGCAGCGAGCAUGACCGACGAGUCCUGCAGGAGAGGCUUGAUUCCACCAGACAAGCUUUGAAUGAAGCUAAGAAACAGAACCAUGGUUUACUGGAGCGUGUCCAGGGACUACAGAAUGAGGUGGCAGACAGUGAUGUUCGCCGAGCGGAACUGGAGGGACAACUCCGCCAGUCACACACAUUGUUGGUACAGAGACAAGAAAGGGAACAAGACUUAAACCAGAACAUUCAGAAAAUCAGCAACGAGAAACAGCUUCUGCAUGAACGAGUCCAGGAACUCUCCAGACUGAUGUCCAAUCUCGAGACUGAGAAAUCCGAGAUGGAGCGUUCAUCAGCAAGACUUGAGAAAGACAAAUCUGCACUGAAAAAGACAUUGGAUAAGGUUGAGAGAGAAAAACUGCGAACUGAGGAGAUGGCCAGCAAGUCCGUUGUGGAGAAAGGAAACCUGGACCGCACGCUGAACCGUCUGGAGGACGACAACACUGACCUUCAGAAACAGGUCCAACAACUGCAAGCUCAGCUGGCUGAAGCAGAGCAGCAACACGCCCAGAGGUUGAUUGAUCUGACCACCAGACAUAGAGCAGAGACCGAGAUGGAGACGGAGAGACUGAGAUCAGCUCAGAUUCAGGCUGAGAGAAUGCUCGAGACUCGUGAGCGUGCUCACCGAGCCAAGGUCAAGGGACUGGAAGAAACGGUUGCCACAUUGAAGGAUCAGCUUGCCACUGAGAUGAGAAAACGGCAGCAGUACAUCUCCAGAAGCGCCCGCACUGGGGAUGAAAUUCGGGACAUUCGUGGAGUCCUAGACAAUUCACUGGGCAACAUCACUCGCGACCAGUCCUUGGACCCGCUGCUGCUGGAAACCGAAACCAGGAAACUAGACGAUUCCAUGAACUUCGAACGCAGUUAUCCGACACCGACCGCAUCCCGCAGAAGAUUGAGUCCUGGACGGGAUUACAGAAGAUACGGUGGGCUGACGUCCACUCCUAACGUCCGUCGUAGUAUGAGUCCGCUAUCACUCCGAAAGAAACUUCAGAAAUAACUGCCUUUUUAUCAGUUAUCAUUUAUAUAAAUGAAAAAUAGAUAUUUAUUUUUGCUACGUCUUGCUUAAUAUCUAUGCAAGAAUGGAUUUUACAUGUGGGAAAGAAAGGAAUUUGAUGACUAGAAGUUUGUGUGAAUCUUUCAUUCCAUUUGAAGAAAAAAAGACACAUUCCAGCAUUAACAGCAUGUUGUUGAAAGAUAUGGCAGCGGUCAUGUGCCUGACAUAAAAUCAAAUCAAUAGAUAGAUUUAUAUUUAGGUUUUAUAUUAAUUUUGUGUCACGUUUAACCAAUAGUAAUGAUGAUUCACGUUAAUAAUCAUAGCAUCUGGGUGUUAUUGUGAAAAUUGGAAUGGGAAAAGGUUUUUAACAUAAAGAAAUUUUGUUGUUAAGGAGUUUAAUUUUUAUGUUGUGUGUCUUUAGGAAUAUAUAUAUUUAUCAGUAUUAUGUUAUAUUUGUAGGCUCUCGUCAUUGUUAAUUGAUAAUUAAUACAAUACUGUGAUAUAAUGACCAAUUUUUGUUUUUGGAUUGGCAGUUUUUAUUAUUGAUUCCGUCCAUUUAGCACAGACGGCUGAGAAAGCAUGGAUCUGUUUCGAGGAGGCGCUGGCCCGAGAUUUUUUUGGUGGAUUAAUCAGGUCUGAAAAUUUGUUAAAUUGAUAGAAAACUUUCGCAAAUCAGUGAUGUACAAGUGAUUUGGUUUGAGACAUUUCAAAGAACGUGAUCCCUGCUUUUAGUAUCAGCUAGGAACAGAAACCCCAAGGAGUGUAUUAGAAUUCAUUGUUCAAAGUGCAAAGAGCUAAUGUACUAUCUAGUUGUACUUAUCUAUUUGAUGUUACAUGUAGAUGUCUAGUUAAUGAGAUAUAUUACAUUAGAUGUUUUGGAUUGUUCCCAGCACGGCAAGUUACUGUGGCAACCGUAGGAAAAAAAUCUCUAGUAAUUCUAUUUUACCAAAUAUUGAGCUGUUUUGUAUUUGUUGUGAUUUUUUUAAAUUAAGAUAUGAUUUUGAUCUUGAUUUGAGAGUUGAAAUCUAUUACACUAUUUCAGAUUAUUUGUUUCUGUGAUAAUAGAAUGAAGUCCCUUAAUUCCUAUUUUUAUGUUUACACAAAAAGGCAAUGAGCAGAUUGUGAUGGACUCGAAACAAGAGUCAGAGUUAUACUUAGUCACUUCAUUUCGUCCAAUAGUUUUUUUUUAUUUUCUUCGUUUUUAGAAUCCUUUUUUAAAAAUCUCUUUGCAGCAAGUUUGUUUUUGUUUUGAUGUUGAUUUUUGCUAUCUCUUAUCAUUGUGUUUUGUACAGCUAUUAUCUUCACCUUUUUAUAUCUUUAUUUCUUCACAGCAAAGAGCAAUGAAUAAAGUGUGCAUACUAUU